UAUGUGAUUAGAUGUAAGUGGUUUGUUUAAUGAUGAGCGUCUUGGGGGAGGGAAUUAUGAUUUGAUUCACGACCAUGUCGUCCUUGGAACCUGACUUUACAACAUCUUCAGUGUGACCUUUAUAAAAGCUGUUCCUCUCUUUCCACACAUUUUAAUUAAUCCCUCCCAUUCACCCGCCCACCCUUUUCUUCUUCCGCUUUUUAAUUCUAACGGGUGCGGGAGAAGGGCAGCAGAGUAGACGUAUUGUAUUGCUUAGGAGUUUGGGAGUGAUCGUAAUGAAUUUUGUGCUGUUUUUGUUUUUGUUUUUGUUUUUGUUUGUUUGUUUGUGGGGGUGUGUUUCCCGCUGAAGAUGAGGAUUAUUAGAAGAAAACAAGGGGAGGGAAGGUGGUAGCCCCAUCCCCCUUCCCCUUCCCCUUCCCCUUCGACAAAACAUAUUAUAAAACAACCCUCACAUCUGAUAUCUAUCUAUUCCUUCCUUCCGAUUUACACACAACUGAAGAGAUAUCAUUUGGGUCUUCAACACUUUGGCAUGAUAGCCAAUACGGCCACCUCGGCCUCCCUCUCUCUUCCUUCUUCGGAGCCUUACUCGUGCUUAGAAAAUGGAAGCAGCAACAGCAACAGCAACAGCAACAAGAGGAAAAGAAGGCCUGCGGGCACCCCAGAUCCUGAUGCAGAGGUGGUGUCUCUCUCCCCAAAAACACUUCUAGAAUCGGACCGGUACGUGUGCGAGAUCUGCAACCAGGGGUUCCAGAGGGACCAGAACCUACAGAUGCACAGACGGCGGCAUAAGGUGCCUUGGAAGCUGUUGAAGAGGGAGAGUCCUGUUGUGCGGAAAAGGGUUUUCGUUUGCCCGGAGCCCAGCUGUCUGCACCACGACCCUUGCCACGCCCUCGGCGAUCUGGUUGGCAUCAAGAAGCACUUCCGAAGAAAGCACAGCAACCACAAGCAGUGGGUUUGUGAAAAGUGCUCCAAGGCCUACGCCGUUCAGUCUGAUUACAAGGCCCAUCUCAAAACCUGUGGCACCCGUGGCCACUCUUGCGAUUGCGGCCGCGUUUUCUCUAGGGUGGAGAGCUUUAUAGAGCACCAAGAUGCUUGCAAUAUGGGGCAUCUCCGGCAAGAAUCCCAAACCCUCCACCCCGCGUGUUUGUCCCGAACGGCUUCCAGUCGAAGCCCACCCAGCGACACUAACUUCACGGCGCCACCCACUGCCAUCUUCUUAGCCCCCACCGACGAUUCCAUCAACAACAACAACAAUAAUAAUAAUAAUAAUCAUAGCCAUCACAAUCUAGACCUCAAACUCUCAACUACUUCAUCAAAUGAAGGUUCUUCCACGCAACUACAGCUUUUGAUCGGGUCGUGUGAUUUUGGGGACAAGAAGAAAAGGGUGCAGUUGUUGGAUAAUGAGAAAGGUGGGGGCCGGGGGGCGGGGGGUGUUAGAGAAGAAGCGCGGGAGGAGCUAAGAGUGGCAAUGGCGGAGAAGGCGUACGCGGAGGAGGCUAGGCAACAGGUGAAGCGGCAGAUAGAAAUGGCAGAGGAAGAAUUCGUGAACGCAAAGAGGAUGAGGCAACAGGCACAGGUGGAGUUAGAUAAGGCUACAGCUCUUAAACAAGCGGCAAUAAAACAGAUAAACUCAACCCUUCUUGAGAUCACUUGUCAAGCAUGCCAGAAGCAAUUUCAAGCCAAGCCCACAACUACUACUACUACUGCACCCGCUGACCAUGACACUUCCGUAGCAUUCAGUUACGUAUCCUCAGUCAUUACAACCGAAGGUGAAGUAGAGAAAGAUCAAGCAACCCUUAUACCUAAUUAACCCUUCCCUUCCCUACCCAUCUCAUAUAUUAUUAUAUUAUAGUAUAUGGAUCAUUUUUUUUUUCAUGGUCUCCUUGAUAAAUAAUCUUCCUUAUUUUUAUUGUUUAUGUUUGUAGUGAAUAAAUAUGCAGAAAGAGUGCUGUGAUUGUAGGUCGAGGGAUGGAGUGUUGUACCCUUCGGCAGUUGAUGCUUUGUAAUUUUUUUCCCCCACCGAUAGUUUGCUAAUUAAUUAUUGCAGACUUCAAUAUAGAAUGAGCAAGCAUUUUUUGUUUGCUUUGUA
Messenger RNA from Cucurbita maxima (winter squash), 2089 nucleotides. Its product is annotated as protein SHOOT GRAVITROPISM 5-like. Lineage: Eukaryota; Viridiplantae; Streptophyta; Magnoliopsida; Cucurbitales; Cucurbitaceae. Gene Ontology annotation, molecular function: DNA-binding transcription factor activity. Bases 530 to 1810 code for a protein of 426 amino acids. The record is from RefSeq and is a predicted model, not a curated record. Gene Ontology annotation, cellular component: nucleus. The transcript is spliced from 3 exons.